ACUAACUCUUGGAAGUAGAAGAAAGGAAUCAUGAGAGCUGUAACUAUUGUGGGUGCAGCUCUACUGCUAUGCCUGCUGGUGGUUAAGGGUUCUUUUGGGACUGGUCCCCGACUAGCUUAUGCAGGAGCUCCUAUUGGUGGUUUCAAUGGUGGAAAUGGCAACAAAGGGUACAUCAGGUACAACAAGAAUGGCUACCAAAACUACGGAUAUAGAAACAGAUACAACAAUGGUUACGGCAACUUCUACGGUUACCCAUACUACAACUACGGCUACCCGUACAAGUAUGGAAAGCCGGCAUGCGGCCGAUUCCAAUCGUGCCCUCCGGGAUACUACUUUAACACUCAGGGCUGCGUCUGCGUCCCACGUGAUGCAUCCCCUCAACCUCCACCUGGACCACCACCACCUCCAGGUCCAAUUUUUGGACCACCUCCUCCAGGUCCAAUUCUUCCUCCUCCUCUCCCUCCUUCCCCUCCCACACCACCGCAGCAGGAAUGCAAUCUAGCGGCAUCCAGCUGCGUCAACAUCCAGCGCCUCAACCUGGAUACCUGUGCAUGUGAUUGUCUCGCCUUUGUCCUCGUCACCCCUGGGAGGCCUGCCAUCCCUGCCGUGCGUGGCAGAUUCGAGGAAUCCACUGGGAGGAGCCGAACCACCACCAGAGGCACCAAAAGCACUAAGGGAACCAAACGAAGGGGCAGGGAUGCUGAGGACCUACUAGAAGAUGAAAUAGAUGAAGGACGUUUCAAGCGCCGUAAGAGCCGUAGCAGAAGCGGGAGCAAGAGCCGCGGGAGCAAGAGCCGCGGGAGCAAGAGCCGCGGGAGCAAGAGCCGCGGGAGCAAGAGCCGCAGCAGCAAGAGCCGCAGCAGCACUAGCAGGCGUCGGGUGUUCAUACCAGGCCGACAGGGUGUCCCUGCCGUUCCUCCCUCAAGGAGACUUGUCUCCGAGUGCCCGUCAGGAUACCAGCCCAAUCCAGACACCUGUGUCUGCCAGGGCUAGGCUGCAGGACACUCUCACCUUGAGAGAUAUUGCAACACUGACAUUAAAACUAGCAUACUUGAGACAAACUUUGAUUAAUGCGCAUUUUGA
This is a messenger RNA of Geodia barretti, 1083 nucleotides long. The record is from the annotation of a GenBank genome assembly. Lineage: Eukaryota; Metazoa; Porifera; Demospongiae; Tetractinellida; Geodiidae.